AUGGCAUUUGAGGUGUCGUAUGAUCUCGAGAAUGAGCAACAGUUCUGGGAUGAACUCGACGAUAUUGUGUCGACGCGCUGCCACCAGCACGAGAUAAUCGACAACUCGCUGCGAUCCUUUCUUAAUGUCACGACGAAUUACAAGUCCGAUUACCUUCAGACCGACUACAGCAUUGCCAAAUGCAUAUUCCGCAUGCUCGAGGGCGAGCUGUUUGCCUCGAACAAGCAGUAUGUCCGGCGGCAGAUAAUAUAUUGCCUACUACAAGAAGAUGACAACCCCACGCUCCACAUUGUUGCCGCGUUUCUGAUGUACGACGGCCGCAAUAGCAAAGAUGACGUGGUUUUUGAAAUGAUGCAUUCCGAGGGCACGUUUGCCAGGCUGGUCGAGUUGGUGCAGAAGCCCAGUGUGCAGGAAGAACCUUCGUUGCACCAGUUGCUGCUUCAGUUGCUCUAUGAGUCUUCGCGGAUUCAGCGAUUGACAUAUGAAGACUUCAUGGCCGUCAACGAUGCUUUUAUUCUUUAUCUACUAGGAAUUAUCGAAGGAGCCUCUGACGACGCCGACGACCCUUACCACUACCCUGUAAUCCGCGUAUUGCUGGUUUUGAACGAGCAGUAUCUCGUGGCGUCUACCAGCCGUCACGGUGAUGGACGGGGUGGCAUUACAAACCGAGUGAUCAAGGCCAUAUCAACGCACGGCAUGACU
Molecule: messenger RNA, 702 nt
Organism: Exserohilum turcica Et28A
Lineage: Eukaryota; Fungi; Ascomycota; Dothideomycetes; Pleosporales; Pleosporaceae
Exons: 6
Biological process (GO): endocytosis; actin cortical patch assembly; actin cortical patch localization
Cellular component (GO): actin cortical patch
Molecular function (GO): Arp2/3 complex binding
Source: RefSeq, a predicted model, not a curated record